AUGGGCACUGAAUAUAGUCACACGGUCCCAAGGGACAUCCAAAAGUCCUACAGGAGAAGGAAGGAAGCGUUUUUGACAAAAGUUCACCGUUCUGUACAACCGUCAGCCGUUCCAUCCAAAUCCCAGGGCAGCAUCUCUACAAUGGCGAUGGGAAAUAUCAAGAAUGACCCUUUUACCGAGGAAACCAUCAGUAUUAGUACACGCAGCGAUACUAGUGCAGACACUCACAUAUUUGACACUAACAUUGGUGCUAUACGACCUGGUCUAUAUCCCCGGAAGGACGCCGUUCUUCGACAGUCGUCAAUGGAGCAGAGUCAGGGUAAACUACAUAUCCGGAUCAAGUACGACUUCCGGACCUCCGAUGUACUCGUUCAUCUCAUUGAAGCUCAAGAACUUCUGGUAGAUAAGUCACGUGAGCAUGAAGGAGGCUUUGGGGAUCCGUGCAUCCGGAUUAAUAUGGUACCGGAAGUUGAUGAGAUAACACGACAAUCGUCGGUCAAACGCAGAGCCCACAAUCCGUUUUACAAUGAAUACUUUAAAUUUCCGGUGACAGUUGACGAGGUCAAAGAACGAACAUUGAUUUUUCAGGUCUUUGACUAUGAUAAGUUUUCCCGUCAUAAAACGAUGAGAGAAGUUAGAGUCGAUCUGGGACAGGUUGACGUCACAAACAGUGUAGAAAUGUGGUGUGACAUUCAAAAGCAAAGUCAGGUGAGAUUAUCAGUCUUUGAUGUUUUAGCGUCAAACUAUAUUUAGGAUACAAAUAUGCUUAAACGCAUGGAUUGAUCUCUGAGUAUUGUUUUAAACAUCACAAAUUGCAAUUCGUCCUGUAAACACUAAUCACUGUUUUCUUAACUGAACAGAUUUUCUCGUUGCAUAUGCAUGUACUUGGUAUGCUAAAUAUGAUAAAGAAUUAUCAAUGAAU
This is a messenger RNA of Ostrea edulis (European flat oyster), 922 nucleotides long. Its product is annotated as synaptotagmin-6-like. The record is from RefSeq and is a predicted model, not a curated record. Gene Ontology annotation, molecular function: clathrin binding; calcium ion binding; syntaxin binding. The transcript has 4 exons. Lineage: Eukaryota; Metazoa; Mollusca; Bivalvia; Ostreida; Ostreidae. The coding region runs from base 1 to 753 and encodes 250 amino acids. Gene Ontology annotation, biological process: regulation of calcium ion-dependent exocytosis; cellular response to calcium ion; calcium-ion regulated exocytosis.